AUGGAUCAAUCAGCAGCCAACAGCAGAACUCGGGAUGGACGACAGAUCAUCAUCCGGUCAGUGACAGCGGCAACAUCCGCAGGAACCGUCAUCUCUCGCAUCGAGUCCAUCUUGGAGGCUAUCCUGGACUGCCUGGCCGAAGAAAGGGAGCUCACCAUCGACUUUGUCUCGAGCCGAGCCGGCAACAGUCCGCAAAAGGUCCAUUUCCCAGGCAGAACCGUUCUGGAAGCCACCAAAUUCGCCCGGAUCCUGCUCAUCUUGCAGCUCUCCCAUGACGCCCUGGUCUCGGGAACAGUCUUGACCAAGCGUAGGCACAUCUUCUACCAGCACCAGGGCCUUUUCAAGAACCAGAGGACGGUGGAUGAGCUGGUGGAUAAUCUUGCCUUUGCACUCAAUGUCCAACGUGAUGAGUUGAACAUUGUUGCAUCUUCCAAGGGGCUCUUCUCAGGACCUCUCACCGUUUACCUACAGGACGAUACAGUGAUUGGUCCUGCUACCGGAGAUGCGGGAACGGUAUUACCCGCAACUGGGUCAAUAAAAGCGAUCUCUUGUGAAGGCAUCAGAUGGAUCCUCAUCGUUGAGAAAGACGCCAAAGGAUACCCAGACUUGCUCACUUGCUCAUUUAUUCAGCUGGUCCGCUUCAACUGUCCGCAAAUUCCAAUCUUUGUAUUGGCUGACUACGAUCCUGAUGGACUCAAUAUCCUGCGCUACUACCGCCUCAAGUCGGAUAUAGUGUCACGAGAGACGAACCAUACGGCUCCCGAGAUACGCUGGCUGGGAAUCAAAUCGCAGCAUCUCCUAGAGCGUGAGACCCAUAUUGACCAUUCAGUAACGCCAUCUCCGAUUGAUCUACAGCCACCGAACAGCCAGUCAUCCGAGCAAAGCGCCAGUUCCAGAACCUCAAUCUCGUCCACAGAAUGCCGUGAACCAAGUUCGGCUCUUUCAGUACGAGAUCGUAAACUUGCCGUUGGCAUGUUAGAGAAGUUACAGAAUACAGGCGAUAGUUCGGAUGCUCUUGAGCUUCAACGAGAACUUCAGGUCAUGUUGAUGAUGGGCAUCAAGGCGGAGAUCCAGUGGCUUGAUGAAGCAGGCAAUCUCACAGAAUGGCUGGAAUCGAAGCUUGGGCAGGUUUUGGGAUCUUGA
This is a messenger RNA of Trichoderma citrinoviride, 1143 nucleotides long. RefSeq names its product DNA topoisomerase IV, alpha subunit. Gene Ontology annotation, molecular function: DNA binding; ATP binding; DNA topoisomerase type II (double strand cut, ATP-hydrolyzing) activity. Gene Ontology annotation, biological process: reciprocal meiotic recombination; meiotic DNA double-strand break processing; meiotic DNA double-strand break formation. The transcript has 6 exons. NCBI's taxonomy places the organism in Eukaryota, Fungi, Ascomycota, Sordariomycetes, Hypocreales, Hypocreaceae. Gene Ontology annotation, cellular component: nuclear chromosome. The record is from RefSeq and is a predicted model, not a curated record. The coding region runs from base 1 to 1143 and encodes 380 amino acids.